This is a messenger RNA of Pocillopora meandrina, 16729 nucleotides long. Lineage: Eukaryota; Metazoa; Cnidaria; Anthozoa; Scleractinia; Pocilloporidae. The record is from the annotation of a GenBank genome assembly.
GGUAAGGCAAUAGAGUAAAUAUAAAACCCCGUAUGUGAUUAACAGCCCAAUUGUACGUAACGUAAAAGGUAACUGUUUAUUGUUCAAGACAUCUUAAAAAAGCGUACGCAACAUGGGUACGUCGAUAGGCAUUGAUGAAAUCGACGAUAUUGAGCGCAUGUCCGAGGUAAUGAGGUGUCGAGGUCUAUCGUUAGGAGGACUGCAGACAUUAGACCAGAUGAAACAGAGGGCGAAAAAGGCUCUCAGAAUAUCAAAGAAGGUAAGAAUGAAACAUCUUUGGCUGCGUAUCGAUUCAAACUCAAGGUACACUGAUAUUGCCAUACUGUCGCAGAAUUAUCAAGAACCGAUGACUUUAAAUACCGGGUCUACGGUAAAAAGAAACGCUGAAGUUAUCGGCUGAAAUUGUCGACCAACUGUCUUCUGGCCGGCAAUUUAUAUGUUUAGGUUAAAAAUUGGUUUAUUCAGAGACAACGUACGUUACAGCAAUUCAAAGCGAAACCAAUGGACACCAAUAACUUUAUUAGUUGUUGACUGAUUGUCAAACCAAACGUAUACUCCACAUUUAGAGCUUAUUAAUUAUACUACUAAAGCUCUUUGUUCAAAAUUUAUCAUUUCGUUAUUUCAAGCGUAAAUCACAUAGCGGAAUCACCUAGGGGGGCCGAACCUUGAUAAUCAGUGUAGCAUAAUUCAAUGAACUUUCCCUAAAUUCUAUUCUGAGCUCGUGCCGAAGAAAGCGAAUAUGUUUAGAAUGUCAAUCUGCAUAUUGUUUGUCCUCCCUCGUCAAAUCUGUAAAGAAGAACUUCUUCAAUGGAUACCGGAUGACCUUGGGCUCAAACCCCGAUUUAGAGCUAUGAUGAUAGGCUGUAGACAAAUUUAUCACGACUCUCAUCCGCGUUAUUUAUCGCUGUAUAUUGUCACUUACAGCCCUACUCUAACAAGUAAAUUUCUCUGACAGUUUCCGCUCUUUUGAUGGAAAGAACCGCAAUGUUUCUCUGGGUGGAGGUUGAUAUUCUAUGAAAAGCCGAUGGCCCAUCGAUAUCUUCUGACAGUUAAGCACUGAUGGGUGAUCUUGCGUGAUAAAGAUAACAGUUUCCUUUGUGUUGUCCUUUUCUGUUGAAAGGCAGCUGAAAAAUUCACUUCCGAGAGGAUUUUUAAUCGUAUGUUAACGUUCGACUUGAACAAGAGGUUACACGGAGCCUAUAUUCUGGCCGGAUUUGCCGUUCAGAGGGAACGAAUCGAAGGCCGUGCGGUUUUUAGGAAAAUCGCUAUUAAGUGCUUUUCAUUGUUUACUUAACAUGGAGAGUUAUGGAGAUCAUGACUUUGGAACAAGUUGAUACCAUUACAAAUUGGAAAUACUGAAAUCGCUACAUGAAAUGCGGGAACUAGCGUAAAGUCAACAGAAAAGGAAUAAGUCACUUUGUGACUUAGGUUGAGUCACGGAGAAAUCCAGAGUGAUGGUAACCAUCGAACUCCGCAGAAUAAUAAACGCAUACCUCAGGCGUUAUAGAAAACCAGUGCCAAAUAGACUCCUUAUCAAAUUUCCGGUUGCAAAAUUCAUCAAAUUUUAACGCUGCGAUUGAAAUCUUUCUCUGCCUGCACGAGCCAAAUUCCCCUUUUCGACUGAUUGAAAUUAAAGAUAUGAAGCAGUGACUUUCACAAGUUUCUUUUUGUCAGAAAAGUAUGGGUUUUUUCGCUUUAGUAAUCUACUAAUCUAUCCCAUCGGCAAUGUUUACCUAAGACAAUUGAAUUAAUUUAUCGAGGCUUAUACUAUUUUGCGAAACGAAACGAAACGAAACGAAAUCGGGUCAGAUGAAAUAAAACAAAAGGAAUAAUGCAGAUAUAUUUUCUAAUAAGGUAAAGAUAACUUUCACAAGGAAUUUGGAGUAAUCGUUCAUUAACAAGAAGGAUUUCUAUUCAUUUCGCAAAAUAGUAAUUUUAGGAGCGUUACUAUUUUGCGAAAUGGAAUUUUUCACUCUGCGGUGACAACGUGACCUCUUCCAUGUCACAAAAAUACAUUUAAACAUUACAAAUUAGUAUAUCAACGAAGAUUUUGGCCUCUUCUUAUUUCUUAAACCGUAUUAAAAUGUAUUUCACAAAAUAGUAAUUUUAGGAGAGUUACUAUUUUGCGAAAUGGACUAUUUUCACCCUGCGGUGACAACGUGACCUCUUUCACGUCACAAAAAUACAUUUAAACAUUACAAAUUAGCAUAUCACCGAACAUUCUGGCCUCCUCUCAUUUCUUAAACCGUAUUAAAAUAUAUUUCGCAAAAUAGUAAUUUUAGCAGAGUUGCUAUUUUGCGUGACCUCUUUCAUGUCACGAAAAUACAUUUAAACAUUACAUUAUAGUAUAUUCUCAAAGAUCUUGGUCACCUCCUCUUUAAUGUAGUAAUUUCUAAACUAAUUGAAUGUAGUAAUUCCGAAAAAUGUUUAUUUUGCGAAAUGGAUUAUUUACACUCGGCGGGCGGGAACUCGAGAAUAAGGGCGAAGGGAUUGUUGCAGAUUCCCUUGAACUUCACAAUGUUUGGAUGUUUCAACUCUUGAAUGAUUCUUGCUUCCUUUACAAACGUUUUCUUAUCCAAUAUGUCCUCGCCGAGCAAUUUCUUAACGACGACUUUCUCCGCAGCGGCCGAUUUCCUACCCGCAUCAGGAACAGUCUGCCAGUUAGCAGUGAACACAGCACCAUAAGCGCCCUUACCAAUGAUUUCCUUGUUUGUCAAACACUUGAAAUCAUGAACUGGAAGACCUGAACAGUCGAUGGUCUUGGGCUUAAGAACAGGAAAUUUAAAAGCCGUAAUCUUGCCUGAUUUAGCAGCACACAAAGCGAGCACAAAGCAAACUUCUUGCCGCACGUGGAACUUGCGCAAAUGCGAAACACGAUCUCUUGCUCGUAAGGAAGAGGUGUGCGACGGGGGUGUAAUCAGAAGCGCGUAACUUUUCCAUGUAUAUUAUUUUUAUUGAAAAUUUUGAAGCAAAGAAACUGUAUUACUUGCGAUUAUAAAACUGCUGGACGACUAUUUCGGCAUGGAUAUGCUUCUGUUCUCUUUACGAGACGGAGAGUCUAAACAUGUUUAGACUUGACAUAAUUUGGUAGCCACUGGAAAACUGUCAUGUUGGUUUUGCACCGAAACAGUGCACACCCUUCAAAACGCACGAAAUGGGGUCUUUCAAAUCUCUCAGGAGAACAUGCCAACUUCCCCCUAGAAUAGCUCCGUCGCUAGUAACAACAGCUUUUACCUCUUACUUUCCGCUCCCUCCCAUGCCAUUAAUUGGACACAACCUCGGUUUGGGCCUUCAGCGGGGCUCUCUUGACUUGAUUUCGGCGUCACGCAAUACGGUACUACACAGUUGUCGAUUUUGAUUAAAUGAACUGUUGCAUGUUUAUUGAGAUGGAGUUAUUAAUUGGCUCUUACUUAAUCAUUUGAAGCUGAGGAAAGGAAAACACCGCCUUGUUGCUUGGCAGUGAAGAAGUACAGACCACAGCCGAAUUAAAACACUUACGUACAAGGAAAGGCGAAACCUGUAAACCCAAUCUGUCACGAGUCAGUUUUAUCAGGCGGCAUUUAAAUCAUUUAUGGUCCAUUUUGCAAAACAGUAAUUCUUCCAAAAUUACUGCCUCGCGAAAUAAACUCAGAAGACGUUUAUAUAGGUGAAGAUAGCUUAGACCUUUUGAGAUUUUAUAGUGCUUUAAAUUGAAACUUACCGAAAACCUAUUGUAUGACACGAGAAUAAUAACAUCGUUACCGCUGAGUGAAAAUAGCCUAACUAUUCCGCAAAACAGUAAUUUUUCUGACAUUAAUACUUUGAGAAAUUAAUUAUAUCUGGAUAGAGAAAGAGGAGGUGACCGAACCCUUCGAGAAUAUACUAUAAUAAAAUGUUUAAACGUAUUUUUGUGACUCGAAAAGAAAGUUAUUGAGGGGUAAAAAUAGUCCAUUUCGCAAAAUAGUAACUCUCCUAAAAUUACUAUUUUGCGAAAUAAAUUUUGAAACGGUUUAAGAAAUAAGAGGAGGCCAAGAUGUCCAGUGAUAUACUAAUUUGUAAUGUUUAAGUGUAUUUUUGUGACAUGAAAGAGGUCACGUUGUCACCGCAGGGGUGAAAAUAGUCCAUUUCGCAAAAUAGCAACUCUCCUAAAAUUACUAUUUUGCGAAAUAUAUUUUAAUACGGUUUAAGAAAUGAGAGGAGGCCAAAAUGUUCGGUGAUAUACUAAUUUGUAAUGUUUAAAUGUAUUUUCGUGACAUGAAAGAGGUCAUGUUGUCACCGCAGGGUGAAAAUAGUCCAUUUCGCAAAAUAGCAACUCUCCUAAAAUUACUAUUUUGCGAAAUACAUUUUAAUACGGUUUAAGAAGUAAGAGGAGGCCAAAAUGUUCGUUGAUAUACUAAUUUGUAAUGUAUAGAUGUAUUCUCGUGACAUGAAAGAGGUCACGUUGUCACCGCAGGGGUGAAAAUGGUCCAUUUCGCAAAAUAGUAACUCUCCUAAAAUUACUAUUUUGCGAAAUAUAUUUUAAUACGGUUUAAGAAAUAAGAGAAGGCCAAAAUCUUCGUUGAUAUACUAAUUUGUAAUGUUUAAAUGUAUUUUCGCGACAUGAAAGAGGUCAUGUUGUCACCGCAGGGUGAAAAUAGUCCAUUUCGCAAAAUAGUAACUCUGCUAAAAUUACUAUUUUGCGAAAUGAAUAAAAAUCCUUCAUGUUAAUGAACGAUUUCUCCAAAAUCCUCGUGAAAGUUAUCUUUACCUUAUUAGAAAAUAUAUCUGCAUUAUUCCUUUUGUUUUAUUUCAUCUGACCCGAUUUCGUUUCGUUUCGUUUCGUUUCGCAAAAUAGUAUAAGCCAUUUAUCGACACAACGAUAUCUGCUGGGUUUUACCCGAUAUUCCUCGCUUUUGGCUUUUGUUCGUUUCGUCACAAUCAUUUCAGAAUGGUGAGUGAGAAAAAAAAGCUUACCUUGCGGAAAUGUCCUAAAAAGGAGUGAUCGGCACUAGUAGUGCACGCAUCGAGUUCUGGAUGCACUUGAAUAGUCUGUUUAACAAAUGCAGACGUACAGUUAUUUUAAUCCCUACCAAAUUAUGUCAAGACGAACAAAACAAAAAAGUACAGCCGUCCUGCCUCGAAGCAGGACAGAUUUUGUCAGCAUGAAUUUUACGAGGUGAGACUGACAGCUCGUAGUUGGCAAAUCACAUCUUUUGUUUUUAGGUGCUGACAGGGUUGGUGGGGGAGGGGGGGGAAGGAGGCAAUCGGAAAUGGGUGAGGAUGCUUGUCGUACCUUUCAGUGGUCAAAAUCAGUGAUCUGGUACCUUUUACGGUGUCUCAAACUUUAGUGGACUACCAGAUACCCAACUGGUACCUUUUGGGGUGUUUUUCGCUCAAUAAAAUGCCUGAAAUAAGCAUUACUAGGACGAUUUUAAUGAUCUGACUUGAGCCUCUGGAGCAUAUCGAUAAAGGAGUUCUUAUUUUUGGGAUUUUUUAAUUUUUUUGUGUUUAAAUUGGUACUUUUUAAGGGUAGAUAUCAGUUGUUGCCACUCCCACAGGGAUGAGUCAGGUACCUUUUAUAAUUUUAUAGGGGUCGUUUUCGAAACUCCCGGCGCGCAUCCUCGCUCUCUUGUGUAUAGGGGUUCCCUGGGGGGUGCUGAUACGUGCAGCACACUUGAAAUUUAGCAAGGAAAAAUUUUUGUCAGCGUCUUGUAGCUGCUGCGGAAGGGCCCUUUACCACUGUGUGCUUAAUUACGCGUCCCGCCAGACUGCGGGAAGCCUACAAAGUGCUCAGACAUUAGUAUAGAAAACUCCGCCUCUCUCUGGAUUUUUGGUAGCCUAUUUACCAACUCCCGAUCGAGGCCUAAGUCUGACGGGACGCGUAAUUUUGCACAAGGUGGUAAGUAGCCAGGUUAUAUGAAUUUUCCAGACGUCUUGCAUACUAUAUGUGGAACACGCUUGCCAAAUAGGCAUUUGGAAUCGACUUAACCCUACCAUCUCCGCAGGUAACUUAAAAUGUCUUUUAUACAACUACGCAAGGGACCGACCUGAGAUAUGCAACGUCGGUCUUCUCGAUAACUAUAUCCAAAAGUCCUACAAGCGAACGAUUUAAAUGAACAGCAAAUCUCCUUGUUAGCAUGUAAGAUGAGACGCUUAUACAACGGAUCAAUUGGUUAAACGGUGUGUAGUUUGUCAAUCGAAUUGACUUUUGUAAACAUUCUUUGACUUCCGCCGGCAAAGGAAACAUUGAUGGAUCUGGACAUUUUAGUUUUCUGAAUACAGCAAUUCUUGGAAGGUUUUGAUAGAUAUGAAAAGAGAGGAAAAAAACCCAUCUCUUCGUAAUUCGCAGGUUGAUUCAUCUUUGAAUUUGUGUCACGCUUGUCAUGCAACUAAUAUAAUAAUGUGGAGAAGAUUUACAAACUGUAAAUUAAAUCCGGCUAAAAUAUGGUAGAGCAUAACUUGAUCACCGAAACAGAUCAUAAAAUCAUAAAUAAAUAAGGUAAGAGGUUAUUUUAGAUUUCUUUACAAACUAUAGUGAUUUAUGCCAGUAAACGGUGGCGACAAGUAGACACACCAUGUAUACUUCAUAAUCGCUAGUGAGUAAAUUUUUCCACACUUUGAGUUCGUCUCACGAUAUAACAACACAAAUACACAAGGAAAUUUUUACAGUAACUUUUUAACCAUCCUUUUGUCUUUUAAAAGCUAGAAGCUCAGUAGAUUCUGUCAUAUCGGUCAUUGUUAAAACUGUCUUUGUUUUGAUGCUACUUUUCGACAUAGAAAAAGUCGGACAAAAAUGUUCACCAAAAAAUAAAUAUUUCUUUGCCAGCUUCAAUAAUGACAGGGGAUUAAUUUAGAUGAUAAAACAAAGGAUUAUGCCGACAGAAAUACCGGAGGUCAAGAAAAUUCGUUACAUGAGGUCACACAACUCGGGUAAUAUGCAGGGUGAAAAUUUGCAUAUUUGAGCGGCUGAACGAAAAAUAUCAUUUCUCGAAAAAUAAAAUAUUUUUUCACAAAAAAAUACACCACAAUUAUUAGGACAUAUUGGACUACAAAAUAUGAAAGUAGGAGAGAAAACGAAUUUUGGGCGACUUGCCACAAUAUUUCAAAUUUGUUCGAUGGAUGCUGACAUUGCACGUAAUUGAAAAAAAAAGAAUGGACUAUUUCCUUGCAGAAUAUCUAAAUAGAUUUGAUCUGCACAUCGUGGAAACUUUGAAUAAGGAAAUUGUAUUUAUUCGAAAAGAGAUCAUUUUAUCUUUUCAAUCAGCGACAAAUGCUCAAAAGAGCGGCUCAGGGCCUGUUUACAUGGAGGCGGGGGACCCCAGGUGGGUGAGGUAACCCGCCUUGCCGUGGUCGAAAAAUAAAACGCGUUUACAUGUAAUCUUACAACCCCGGGGUGCUGGGGUGAGGUUUCUUUAGGUUGUUGUUGCGCUUGCGAUUAGGGAGUUUCAACAUAGGCGUCCCAAGCUCACAUCUCGAGAAAGACGAAAGAUCAAUUCUCGGACACAUUUGUGUUUGUUCAUGAAAGUGUCACGCGUUGUGUUACGCGGUGUUAAGUUACGCGAAUCGUAGGCUUAAUACGUUAUAAGGAUUAGUUUGUGAAACGAAAUAUGGUCGAUUUACAACGCUAAAUAUUCCGAAAUGUGAACACCCCUUGUAUGUCCCUUGCGGUUUCUGGUGAUUUUCGCCAGACGGUUAGGAAAUGUACAAAGUUUUAAAACACACGUGUUUAACUUUUGAGCUUUUUGCCAUGAAUACGACCCCAGUUAGGCGGGUUACCCCACCUUGAGACGUUUACAUGGAAAAUUCUCACUCCGGCUGACAGGUUUACCCUACCUGGCAGACCGGGCAACCCGCCUUGGCGGGUUACCCCACCUAUCAUGUAAACGUGAUCAAGAUUUAAUAAGAGAUUAUAUGGAAAGGCGGGUUACCUCACCUACCUGGGGUCCCCCACCUCCAUGUAAACAGGCCCUAAAUUUGCGAAGCGAGCAAGGUCCGAAAUACGAUACGUUAAGUUCAACAGGGUUGCGCCAUUCAAUGGAAUGAUGGAGUGGUGGAAUGGCGGAAUAUUCUACAACGCGGAAUGCCUUGUUGUGUGAAACAAAAAUCUCACAAAAAUGGAAUUGCAAUGAAAUGAGAAAAUUAUUUAUAAUCAACAGGCAAAGUUUAAUCAUAAUAGGAGCUUAGGGAUAGACCCUCAGAGGAAAGUUGAGGUACUUGAACUAGCCCCUAUAAGUUAUUAUUACUAUAACUUUUGUUAUCAUUAUCAUCAUGAUUAUAAUAAUUAUUAUUUUAUUAUUAAUAUGAUAACUUGUUACCAUUUCAUUUGUAGUUGAGUGUCAAUUAUUCACUACAUUGGUGAAUCAACUUUCUAUUGUGGAACAGGGCUCUCAUAAGUAUGUGGAAUGUGGCAGGUUUCCGUUUAGCAUGCGUGACAAAUCUUCUUUAACGCUACCUUAUCAUCAUACAGCCCCUGGUUCUUUUCGAUGCUUCAAAAAAUUGUGCUAUAUCUGUAGCCAUAUGCAGUCUUUACUGCCUAUUUUUUAUCAGUGCGUUAACAAUUCAACCAAUUCACAGUAAUGGUUUGUGCGUUAAUUUAAAUAGAUAUUUUAAAGACUCGAAAGAUAAGUGUAAACUGAAGAAAGCUUGGUUAACGUUUAUGCGCGGCCCAGCACUUCAAGUCUGAGUACACUCGAUGCCAAAACUUAACCUCAUUCCCAAGCUAUGGCCACCACAUUGGUUUAUGCCAAUUAAAAAAAUGUUACGAAGCGCCUAUUGUGCAUUUUCCUACGGAGGAAAACCCAAACCGAAUUUCUGAUUCUAGCCUGUUUACGGCCAAGAAUAAGAAUAAUUCUGGCAAGUUUACGGCCAGAAUAACAAUUAAUUCCAAAUCAAAGUCGAACUCGAAUCUAAGCUCAAGUAUGUCAGUACAGUCAAACUUGUAUUAAGGUCAUUAAGCUGCACCGUAUUAAAUGAUCAUCCUGUAUUAAGCGGUUGUAAAUUCCCCUUAAAUACUGUAACGUUAAAAUUAUCUUUCUUCUUCGGACUUUUAGGAAAAAUAUCACGCACGAGCAUCUUGCAAGUCAUUUUCUGGUCAGCCUGUAUUAAACGGUUACCCCGCCAUUCUUCAUGAGUGAGCUCUAAAUACAGGUUCGACAGUAGAAUGAAAUGUGCAUGCAAGGAAAAGUGCCCGUGCCUACGCCAGCUUAAUCAGUCAACACACCGAAAUGAGCUGUUUCCAAAGAAACCACCUCAUUGAAGUAAUUUUUAUUUAAUAUUGAGUGACCGACACAGUAAAAUAGUAUAGCAAGUCUAGUAAGUUUUAGUGUCAUACUGAUAUUUUUGCAAAGAAAUUUAAUCAAUCCAUGCUCCACUUAUCAGGCCUUUUUAGCGUUGACAGAGGCCAGGGAAGAAGUCGAGAGAAGACAAAAGCACUUGCUAGAAUUAUGCGUGAGCACAGAGGCCUGUCUAAAUAUGAUGAGUGACAAGGACUAUGCUCUUCUGGAGCUGGGAGUCAAAAAUCUCAAGAACCAAUUGGCCUAUCACAUACAGAGAUUAGAGAGAGUGGAAUACGUGGUGCUUUUGUCAGGUUGGUUACUGAAAAAGUUUUGAAAGUUCAUAAUUACGUGGAAGUUGACGCAUGUGCGCGUGUCGUAACUUAAGUUUACUGCCAACUGCUCCAUUCGCUCAGGCAAACUCUCCGCCACAGGACUACGCCACUUGCUUACACGAGAUACUUGACAGACACUACAUGUCUCGCAGAGUUUCAUGCCAAUGUCUACCAGACUUCACUUUUUAUGCAAUACAUUCUCCGUCUUAACUAUGCCUUCGUGUCCAUCAUGGCCAAUCUUUUGAACUUAAUCACGUUUAAUCUCUGGAAUGAAUUUCCUUGGCUUACCUCGAAUCGAUACUCGUCCUGCAGUAAGUCGUGUGAAGCUCACUUUUUGCAUGUAAAUAGUUGACAGGGACCGCGUACCAGCUCAUGUUGACAGACGUCACGCAGCUUUUCCAUACUCGUCCCCUCCUUUGUCAUGAGGUUUACUUAACGCGCAUGGCCGAGCGAACAACUUUCAGACUUUUUUCACUGAGAAGUCAAAUCCUUUGCCUGUGGUCAUAACUUUAAACGCCCUGAUGACGUAUAGUUGCAACGCCGACGCUAAAAACUCGAAAGACAGAAACAUUGCAUAUUUUUUGUUGUUGUUUUGGUUGUUGUCGCUUUCUUGUUUCAAUUGAAUUGACUCAUCUUGGUCACAAAACGUGUUCUCUUUCAGAAAUGUAUGUACUGCGAUUUCUUAAACUAAUAAAGACUCACAACGAACAGUUUUCAUUGAAUGUUUCAUCCCUUUCUCUAUGCGGGAGAUAAGUCUAAGUGUCUGCCAGGUUUUCAAGACUAUUCGCUUCAGCAAACUAUAUUUUUCACUGUUUUGUCCUAAUAACGUUUCUUUUGUCUCAGUUUCCUUUUAACGGCUAGAUUCCUGUCAUUCGUGGUCGUGAGACUGAUUUUUAUUUUUGAUAAGGACCUUUUUUGCAUGUUUAUGAGAAAUUAGCAGUUUAAACCUAAUCCGCAGGACUCGUCAAAGAGAAUGGAUCUGGAAAGUUAAACACCAUUAAUUCCACAUUUUUCUUUAAACUAGUGUUUGUUCUUGACAGGUGAAAGAGAUUCGAAAAAGAGCAUGUUUUUGAGUCUGAUUCUUGGGGAGCAACUCCUCCCUGACUCCUUCUUUGGCAUCUCUUCCGUUGUCUGCGAAUUAAGAUAUGGAGAAACCCACAAGCUGGUAGCGCACUAUAAAGACGCAGAUCCUGAAACAGGCCUUCCUUCAAAGACUAUCCAGCCUGGGGAGAUGGCUGUGAACUCUCAACAAAUCUUUCUUCAAAAAAUCUCCUGGUUUUUCCAAAAUGAAGAUCUGCAGGGUUCAGUUUUUGAUAAGAUUGAGAUCUUUUGGCCAAACAACCUGCUUAAGGUUGGUGAUUAGCAAGCUGAGGGCAUAAAUUGUAAAUUGUGACUUGAGGAUUGCUAAAAGCUACCAUUUAGCAUUAUUCUUGGCAAAUUUAGGUCUUGCAAUAUAUUUUUGAUUGACAGAUUAUCUUUGACACCUAACAUGCAUCGUUUUCGUACGUAAUCUAAUCUAAUCUUCAGGAGCACAGUUGCAAUUUGAUUUCUUGAUCAGAUAAAGAGUCAGGGAUGUUUCAACAACAACAUUUACAAAAAAACUUAUUUCAAAAAAAGUCAUUUGACCUGUUUUAAGAUUCACUUAUCUCUCAUCGUUUUCUCCACUAGGAAAGAAUCUUUGUGGUUGACAGUCCAGGAUUUGGUAAAUCACCCAUCAUGGACGAGAAAGUGAAAGUGUACCUUUCUGAAGCUUUCGCAGUUAUCUGCGUCAUUGACAGCUCAGCGCAGCAACGAAGGGUAAGCUGCAUGGACAGGUGAAGUUAAUGCACCCGCAGCGUUUGCCAUGGCAGGGCAUUUAUUUACUUAACAUAUAUUUAUUUAACUUUGCGGUAUAAUUGACUGUGAAUAUAUAAAAAUCACAUAUUGAACUGCGGAUAAAGACGGGAAUAUGAAAGCGAUCUUCGCAGUAAUGAACACUACUUGAGCAGUAUUGAAAAUAAGGCCUGAAAAAAAAAAUUCAGGCUUGUACGGGACUUGAAUUCAUGACCUUUGCGAUACCGGUGCAGUGCUCUACCAAUUGAGCUAACAGGCCAACUGGGAGUUGAUCGUUAUGUUGGUUCAAUGUAAACCCGUGAAGUGAUGAAUAAAUGACUGUAAAUAUAUGAAAAUUAUAUACGUGAACUGCGCAUAAAGACGUGAAUAUGAAAGCAAUAUUCGCAAUAAUGAAAACUGCUUGAGCAGUAGUGAAAAUAAGACCUAAAAAAAAAAUUCAGGCCUGUAUGGGAGUUGAACGCAUGACCUCUGUGCUCUACCUGCACUGCACCUGCUGAUUACUUAUUACUUUUGUCAUCAUUAUUAUUACCACGAUCGUUAACAUUAUCUCUAUUAUUAUUUACUGCCCAGAGCAAUCAUUUAUAACAGCUUUUGCUUAAGUGUAUUUAAUAUGUUGUUAUUAUUAUUGUUAUCAUUUUUAUGAUUAUUAUUAUGAUUAUUAGUAUUAUUACCCUCGAAGGAACUUUUAACUCCAUGUGUACGUUCGCCCUCAUAGAUGAUGGAACCAAUCAAACAAUUCCGAAAAGUAUGUCUUGACCAUCCAGAAUCCUCGUCAAUUUUUCCUCUUUUCCUAUGUAACAAUUGGGAUCAAGUAUCUCAAGAAGAGGCUGAUUCCAUCAAAAAUCACGUCAAAGGUGAAUUCAGAAAAUUCUGGCCUGAAAUAGACCCAGAUUCUCAAAUCAUUUACAUUUCAUCGCCUUACGCCACAAACGAUGAAACAGUUGUCGCGGAGUUUGCGUCACUGAUGGAUGCUAUUAAAUCCACCGCCUUGCAAAACAGUAAAGCAACGCUGCAAAUGCAGUGGAGGUAGGUUCUGUAGAGGGUCUUUAAAAAGUCGAUGAGGGUAUUAUGGUCCUAAUUUACAUCUUAACCUAGCUGGAGUUAGCAUUUUUCUUGGCUAAGUGAUGUACUCUUUUGCAUCCAAUUCCUAUCUUAUUAUUGACUCCUUUUAGGAAGACCAAGUUAUGUUGCCCUCGUGUCAUGAUCUAAUGAGAUUCAUUCAUUUGCACAGUGAAAAUUAGAUGGUUAUUGGAAAGUGCUUAUUUAGAAACUUUGCUAAAACCCAUAUAGCCUUGAUACGCUCAAAUUCGCCAAAAUAACAAUGAAUUUCUUCCUAGUUUGUAAUUCGGCUAGUUUAUAUCUUAAAGUUUCACCCACUUGGAAUGAUAAAGAAUAAAUUCAAUAAACAUUUUGGUGAAAAAUGAACUUGACAUUUGCAUAUUUUCAUCUCUCAGGUGGCUUGACCUGGCUAUUUCACGUAUGACCCACCACAUGAAAAUGGUCAUGGAUCUUCUUUGCCCGCUCACCGAUCGUACAGACGUCUCUGACUUACUUUCUGAACGCCUUCGUUACGUUGAUUUACAUUCUGAACGCCUUCGUUACGUUGAGAAGCGGCUGCGCUCAGUUGAAGACGAGUUGAAUGAGCAUUUCAGAAAACUGGCAGACGAUACCGUUAGGGAACUUUCCAAACACCUCCAGUCUUGUGAAGUUAUGGAAAAAUUUACCUCUUGGACGCUUGAAGAUGUUCCACACGCUGGAGAAAGUUGGGAGGUAACCGAAGAUCAUAUUAAAAAAGCAUUUAGGUCGCGACUUGAGAACACGAUUACCGCGUGGGAAGAAAAAAACCAAAUUUUAUUCAACACUCGCAGCUCUCUGGUCCAAUUGUCCGACCAGCGAUUUGAUGAAUGUAAGAAUCUACUCCCAUACCGAUACCUAGAGAACCUCGUCAUUACGGACGCUGCUGCUGCUAGUGGAUCAAAUACUUGCCAGUCUUCAAAUGACUUCGGGGCGGCCCAAAUAGUUAUGAUGGGGCUGACAAGUCCAAUUUGGGUUCCAUUUGUCCUAGCAGCUUUAGCUAGCAGUGUUCCAGUUGUUGGUGUCAUGACACUUAGAGAGAAAGUAAAAAAUUUGAAACGUUCAAGAAAAUAUGGAAAAGACAAACGUAGAUUCAUCGUGGGAGCCUCCCAUAAAUACCUUUGCAAAGUGGUUCAAGAGCAACAGCUUUCGCUGAUCGUGAAAGAGCAGCUCAAAGAUGUUCAUGUUUACCUUACCAAAGUUUCAUCUCGUUUGCACGAGCUCUUAGCCGCCGACAAAAUACUAUGUCAGCAGCUCAGAGAUGAGACCCGCUCUAGAGAGGAAAUUAAAAAAUGCUAUGGCCGUUUAAGAGAGAUGAUUGUUAGAGAAAAGGAAAAGAUGGCCCUCUUUUUCAUUAAAGAAUUACAGAGCAUGGAAAUAAGUCGUAAUGACUUGGAGUGGGAUCAAGCUUCACUUCUUGGAAAUGGAGCAUCCGCUUCAGUUUAUCGAGGAACAUUCAGGUUACCAGGACAGAGCGAACCAACACAGGUGGCUGUGAAAUUGUGGAGUAAAGAACUAAACGAAUGCAGCGCGAUUGGCGUCCUUUCUAAGACAGAAACACUGAGGUUAGUUACAUUUAGCAUUUCCUUCAAAUGACAGUUAAUAAAUAUAGUUGAAUUUAAUAAAUAAAAGAGGGCUGUCUAAAGGAGAAUUUAAUGUGAUGUGACAACUAUAGAGAUUUAGAUGAUUUAGAUAGAUCGGUAUGAUAACACAGCAGUUGAAAAACGCUGAAAUAUUUGGGUACUUUGAAACCCAAACGAACUUGAAUAAACGUCGAUGCAACUAUCUUUUGCAGGAAGCUUGGCUUUCCCUUUAUUGUCAAGUUCUUUGGGACAGCAUUGCUGAAGGAAGGCGAUCAAUUGCGGGUGAUACAUGUUUUGGAAUUGUGCAAGGAAAACUUGAUGAAUCAUAUUUUUCAGAAUCCUGAAAACAUUCCUGGAUCGUCUGGAAAAACGUUCGUCAAGAAUAAUGUACUGUACUGGGCAAAGGACGUAGCUGCUGCUAUAGAAUUUAUUCACAACCAGGGUAUUGUUCACCGCAACUUCAAGCUGGAGAAAAUCUUGGUGAGUUUCAAAUAAAUGUGAAUCAAAUUUUUACUGCUGUUUCAAUCUCAGUCUGCUUGUGAGGGUCAGUUGACCAUUAAUUAUCUAAUAUGUUAGUCAAAUAAUUAAGAGUUACAAAUUGAAUGUAAUAGUUGUUAAGAUCCGCUCAAGUACUCUUUGAUCAAUAGUUCACGGUGUCAAGUGACGAACUGUGAAUGCUAUUGGUCAAUUUUGCAGAGGGGGCCUUGUAGUUCCUAAAAGACCCGAAAAUAUAUAUUUUUUUACAGCAACUGUGCUCAUAUCAUUCACUUCUUUUCAAAGCUUUCACAAAGAAAUGUCGUUAAGGUCUCUGGUUUUCGCCUCUCUGAAGAGGCUAAGAUCAUCGCAGACACCAUGACGGAAACCGAUGCCUACCUUGCCCCGGAAGUGAUUCGUUGCAAAGAAUACGAUAACAAGGCCGACAUAUACAGCUUUGGUAUAAUGCUUUGGGAGAUGUGGUAUGGUAAGAGAGCCACUAUUGAAAAAGCAGAACAUGUGUCUGACCAAGAGGCUAAGGGUGUAAGACCUCCAUAUGUACAAGGCGCUAUCAAGCCUCCAACUGGCUGGCAAGAUCUAAUGCAGCGUUGUUGGGAUGGAAAACCCCACAAUCGACCAGAUGCGGCAGAGUGUCACAAGCUGCUGAUUGCGUUCUCCCAGGAAGUUUACGCACCACCUCUAUGAACAUUAGUUAUUAGGUAAUCAUCUUAAACGUAUUUCCUAUUUAAAGAUAGAAUUACUGUGCAACAAUAACAAUUGCCAGUCUGAUAACAAACUCGUUCUGAUUGCUAUAGUAAGUAGAAAAGACUGACAUACAAGGAAACAUGUAUUAAGAUAGAAUAUAGUACCUGGUCGACUGACGCCAAACAAGAACUCAUUUGUAAAGGCACCAGAAAAUGAUUUUGCAUAAAAGCUAAAGAAAAUGUUCUCUGCGUAAAGGUGAAUCUGUGUUUGAAGACCGUCAUAACAAUCAGGAAAAAAAAAGAAAAACAUAAAAAAGCGAACAAUUUCUUUUCUCUUUGGCACUUCAACUUUUCUUAUCAAUGUAAAGUAGUAGUAGUAUUAUUAGUAUUGUUCUCAACAUAUACGGCUAUUAGUGACGUUUUUUUCUGGAUCACAGAUAUAAUGAUUGCAUCAUUACCACAGUUUUUUUGCGUACGAGAACUUUCUAUAUGAGUAAAACAGCGUAAGUUUCUAAAGGUAAAAAUGAUGUGGGUAGAAAAACGCUCAGGGAUCUAGGGAGCUGAGUUUCAAAACUGAGACGCGCACAUUUGCAUACGAAAGUGGAACGGUUUAGGCAUUGGUAAAUGAAACGUUUAUGACGGCCAAUUCAAAGGUUUACCUCCAACACCUGCUAACGAUAUACCUUUAAAUAUUGUUCGUUUUUGAAUGAUUUAAUUGUAAUCAUCUUCGUCCUUCCAGACUUAUCUCGCACUUCAUCGAGUUCUCAUUCGCUCGCUUUCACGCACCUGUGUUGUCUUUAGUUUUCGAUUUAAUUCCUGUACUUUGAAGGCUCAGCAUUAAAUUCAUUAUUUUCCACGUAAAACCAGUGUGACUGUAGAUAAAGACUAACGCAUCUCAAGUUAACACCUCCAGGUGUCUCGUUUUCACUAUGUCUUACCUUCUUUUAAGAGGUCUCGUCUGUUUUGGGUUCCACUUGGGGAAACCUUUAAUAUUGUAAUCCCUCGGUUUCUACAGAGCAAUUUUUUAAUGGUAAUCACAAGCGGUUAUAAUACUUAACGUUUGAUCGGAAACUAACAUGAACAAAACUGACUCAACUUAAAGAGGUUAAAACUUUUUAUUAAAACUACUUAUAAUGCGUUUCAAAGUUAUUUUGAAAAUAGCGACAGAUUUUGAAGAAUAUUUAAUAACAGAGCCUGAUUUAUCUCUAUUCGGCCUUGAACUGAGCUAUCUAAUGUUGAUCGAGAGAAGCACAGACGCAAAUCUGUAUGUAUAUGUGAUCGUGAACAAAGCAGAAUACCAAUACGAAGUUUGAAAAGGUUAAGGAACAAGAGCAGAAAGGUUAAAAAAUUUGUCUAUGCACGUAUUCUCUCAUGUAUCCCCAUGUCAUCUACAUUGCACUGUUAUGUCAGUACUAUAAAAACUAUCAAAUAAAAGGACGUUUAGGUUUAACCGUUGUGAAAAAAUUCGUCAAAGUAUAAGAAAGGUAAAAUAGCGU